Messenger RNA from Strigops habroptila (Kakapo), 5692 nucleotides. RefSeq names its product ligand of numb-protein X 2 (gene LNX2). The record is from RefSeq and is a predicted model, not a curated record. The transcript is spliced from 10 exons. Gene Ontology annotation, molecular function: ubiquitin-protein transferase activity; protein binding. Lineage: Eukaryota; Metazoa; Chordata; Aves; Psittaciformes; Psittacidae. Bases 1350 to 3413 code for a protein of 687 amino acids.
AUAGAUCAUAAUGUGUUGUAUAAACUUUCUGGUUGUGUUCAAAGAGUUCGCUAUAAACCCCAGUGUGAUCAUAUUGUUGUAACUGUACCCUUGGUACAGUGUAUAUGCAACAUAGCUAUCUUCCAAACCCCCACUCCCUGGGGCCGCCCCAACUGUUAACUGAAGUAAAUUGUUUUUUAAACUUUAAAAAAGGCUUUUUCAGUCAAGCUUCCUCCAGAGCAGGUUGAUGAGGAUUUCCUUCUGUCUGGCGUCUUUUUCCUGUCUUUAUGUCUUUUUGCUGCAGAGGGGUUUUCUCAGUGGUUUGUUGUUACUGACAGAAGCUGAUGAAGGCUCACCCAGUGAAUUAGUAAAAUAGUUCCAUGUCUGUGCUGCAUCUUGCAUUUAUGUUAAUUAAAAAUUAGUACAAGUCAAUUCCUGGACUGUUUUUAUAAGUAGUUCAUUACAGCUGUCAUUGCUGCUUCUAAUGAAGAUUGAAGCUUUAAAAAUCACAGGGUUUCCUGCCUUACACUAAACCAGUAUAAAAUGUUGUUCGUUCAGUAUUGAAUGCCUUCAGAAUUUAGGUUCGCUUAACUAUUUUAAUUCCUUUUAAAUGCUAAGGUAAAGGUAAUCUCAUUCAGGUUAUAUUAAGCUAAAAAUAUAGAUGUGUUUGUGUACUUGUGGAUCUGUCAUGCAUUUCAUCCAAAUGUCUUAAAAAGUUGUAAGUUACAUCUUUACAAACACAUUACAAAGCUUCAUAAGAAUUCAGUGACAACAACCAAAUGUGUUUAUUUUUCCAAUCAUCAGUAAAAAAAGGUAUCUUUCUACUUCAUCUGGCAAAAUAACCACUCUUGAUUCUUGUUAUCUGAGUCAUUGCUCAGCAUGUCUGUUCAGCGCUGAUACUUUUAUGUUCUAUAGCUUCUGAUAUGUGCCUGUCUGUGGCUGGAAGUGACACGAGCUGAAUUUGGUUUCACUGCAUGUACAGCAGCAAAUAUACCUGUCGUGGUGUAUUUAUACAGCAUGGGCAUACGCUGCAUAAAUAAUACUUGCAGUUUUAGUUGUGUGGAGAGUUUUUUCGGACUUUGAAAUUCAUUUUGACUGAUAGCUGCUGACUUAUCUAUUGACUGUGGCUCUCCUACUUUCUGCAGGGAAAAUAACUUUCCAGUGAAGCAAAAGUGAAGGUGAUUCAGUGGUGGUAAAAAGGAGAAUCAGCAGCACAGCUUGUCUGUGCACUUGACCUGAGCUGUCUUGCCAUAAAAUGACACUUUACUGAAGAGCGUAAGUCACCCUGGAAGAAGUUCCUUCCGUCUGAGCUUUACGUGAACAACUCCAUUUUACGAGGAGGAGGAUCUGUCAGCCGCCUUAGCUCUACAAUGGGGACUACAGGUGACGACAUGGCUUCAGUGGAGCAGAAUGCCUCCUUGAACCCUCUGUGCUUCGAGUGUGGCCAGCAGCACUGGACAAGGGAGAACCACCUCUACAACUACCAGAAUGAAGUGGAUGAUGACUUGGUCUGCCACAUUUGCCUUCAGCCCUUGUUGCAGCCGUUGGACACUCCCUGUGGACACACUUUCUGCUACAAGUGCCUAAGGAACUUUCUGCAGGAGAAGGAUUUCUGCCCGCUGGAUCGAAAAAGACUGCAUUUUAAACUCUGCAAAAAAUCCAGCAUUCUUGUUCAUAAACUGUUAGACAAGCUGUUUGUUUUGUGCCCCUUCUCUUCUGUGUGUCAGGAAGUCAUGCAGCGAUGUGACCUGGCAGCACAUCUCAAAAACAGGUGUCCUGGGGCUUCUCAUCGAAGGGUUGCUCUAGAGAGAAGGAGAACAAGCAAGCUGCAAGCAGAAGCAGAGGGUGAGAGUGGUCCUGGUGGGAUGGAGCAGCCUACCAGUUUAUCUCCGGAUGCAGAUCAGGGAAUAGUGCCAGCCGAGCAGAGCUUCACCUCGCCUGCCCUUCCUGCAUGGACAGAUGAGCCUAGCAUCGACAAUCCACCUUUUGAGGAGAACACUGUAGCAGACACAAAUCAACAGCCACCUACCUUGCCUGAAGGAGAGAUCACUACUAUUGAAAUUCAUCGGUCCAAUCCUUAUAUCGAAUUAGGAAUUAGCAUAGUGGGUGGCAAUGAAACGCCUUUGAUCAACAUUGUCAUUCAGGAGGUUUAUCGAGAUGGGAUCAUUGCCAGAGAUGGAAGACUUCUUGCUGGAGACCAAAUACUUCAAGUCAACAGCUUUGACAUAAGCAAUGUGUCCCACAACCACGCUCGAGCUGUGCUCUCCCAGCCUUGCUCAGUGCUGCACCUCACCGUGCUGCGAGAGAGGCGGUAUGGGAGCCGCACGCACAACCACGCGGACACCACCAGCUCCUUGCGGGAAGACAGCUUUCAAGUGACACUGCACAAACGCGACUCCAGCGAGCAGCUUGGCAUCAAACUUGUGCGCAGAACAGAUGAGCCAGGAGUUUUUAUUCUUGACCUUUUGGAAGGGGGGUUGGCUGCUCAAGACGGCAGGCUCUGCAGCAACGACCGCGUACUUGCAAUUAAUGGGCAUGACUUGAAGCACGGGACACCUGAGCUUGCUGCUCAGGUUAUACAGGCUAGUGGGGAGAGAGUGAAUUUGAUCAUCUCUAGACCCCUGAAGUCACAGACGGUCAGUAUUAUCCGAGACACUGGGACUCACAACAGCAACCCACACCAACACCAGUCCCAGCAGCUGUUUCACAGCAGACCUAACUCACAUAAGGAUCUCUCCCAGUGUGUUACAUGCCAAGAAAAGCACAUUACUGUGAAAAAAGAGCCACAUGAAUCUCUGGGAAUGACAGUGGCAGGAGGCAGAGGCAGCAAAAGUGGCGAACUGCCCAUCUUCGUGACAAGCGUACAGCCUCACGGGUGUUUGGCAAGAGAUGGCAGGAUUAAACGAGGUGAUGUGCUGCUGGACAUCAACGGCAUUGAUUUGACUAACCUAAGUCACAGCGAGGCGGUGGCCAUGCUGAAAGCUAGUGCUGCUUCUUCAGUAGUCGCCCUGAAAGCCCUGGAAGUCCAGAUUGUAGAAGAACAGCCCCAGGCUAAUGAAGAGCAAUUGAGUACCAUCAGUGAAAAUGAAUAUGAUGCCAGCUGGUCACCAUCAUGGGUCAUGUGGCUGGGACUUCCAAGCUGCCUCCAUAGCUGCCAUGACGUGGUACUGCGGCGGAGCAAUUUAGGGAGUUGGGGUUUCAGCAUUGUCGGUGGCUACGAGGAGAACCACACGAACCAGCCUUUCUUCAUUAAAACCAUUGUUCUUGGAACUCCUGCGUACUUUGAUGGAAGAUUAAAGUGUGGUGAUAUGAUUGUUGCUGUAAACGGACUAUCCACAGUUGGAAUGAGCCAUUCUGCCCUUGUUCCCAUGCUGAAGGAGCAGAGGAAUAAAGUAACUUUAACCGUGAUUUGCUGGCCUGGAAGCCUCAUAUAGAUUUGUGAAUCGCUUUGGUUCAAGCAGCAUCUUUUUCUUAGAUAGCUGGCACAAAAGUCUCCUCUAUCUUCUUUUUCCCUAUUGAUACAGCUGGUUAUAAGCAGGGCCAAAACUGCUGUAUUUUUCUUUUUUUACGGGCCUCUCAGACUUAGUCUAUAUAUCUUUCUAUCCUGAAAUAGCCAUUUCUGUUUGCUAUGUAUCUAUUGCUGACGCAAAUGCAAAUAUACACGAGCCCACGGAGAAACUCCCACGCUGAUACGGCUGCCAUUGAGCUUUCCCCAUCAGGCUUGUAAAGUUAGCAGAAGAACUUAGUGGUUCUUUGGGUUUCUCUGCACAGUCCUCAAAUGUAUAUAGAAAUGUAAUAGCCAUGUGCCCGUUCUUCCCUUCAAAAAGAACAUGUGUCAGUACCAGAAUGACACAUCUAUCUGCUGCUAUGAAUCAAAAUCCGUUUCCAAAGGUACGUCUUUUCAUUUCGUAAGCCUUUCCAAUUUUGAUUCAGUAUUUCAGACUGAUUCAAGCAAUCCAUCUUACCAGAAAUUACUUGGUCCCCCAGAUUUUUCAUGCAGGGCAUCAGUGUUCAUAGAAAAGUAGGACAAAAGCCUGAUAUUACUGGAAUUUUUAUAAAGUGCAAUAAUUGGACUCUUUGUUAGGAAACUUUAAUAUAUUACAGAGUUUGUAUCCUAUAAUGACUAGAAAUAUGGAAGUAAUUACUGUUGCAACGCUGGCAAGAAUACACAUGCCCGAGGUCGCCUUUGAGUGAGUGGCUUGCGGUAUUAGACUUUACUUUACAAAUGAAUGUUUUGCUAUGUCAGAGAAUUUUGAUGAACAUUUUUACAAAGAUCAUUUUUACCGUUUCUAUUGUAGUUGUCAGCUCCCUUUGUUUGUGUGUGGAAAAAAUACUUUGACUUGUACUUUCUAAAAGAGAGAAUUAUUUCCAGGGAAAAAGCAAGCUAUUAAGAAACCACACGCUAUGGUUUACAAGUGGGCAGGCUAGAAGGAAGGCUCUUUGAAUUCAAGGCUGACUGCAAAGUAAGCUGCAAAGUUCACGCUUAUUCUGUCACCCCCUGGCAAAUGUGCAAAUGCCUUGAUACCAAAUGCUGGAACCAUCUCUCUUGCAUUUCAGGAUAUUAUUUUACUUUCCUUUAGAGAGCACCUGCUAUUAAGUUGUCAGUAGAGUAAUACUGUUUCUCUUGGAUUGUAUUUAGUAUUUUUACAAGCCAACCUGUAACUUCUAGACUUUGCCUUUCCAUGAUAUUUGCAGGCUAAGCACCCAUUUGUUUAAGAAAAGAGGGAUGGAGCACAGAAAGAAACGUACUGACCUGGAGCUAACCCUGUGUGUUGUCAGUGUUCUGCAUAUUUGAAAAAGAGCUUCAUUUAUAAAGCAGGUUCCCAACCUGAACUGAUUUUAUGAAUGACCUCUGUAUCGUAGUGUUCAUUACCAGAGAAUGUAUUUGAGAAUCACAGCAUAUUACAAUUGUGAAGCAUGAGCUUUAUUUUCCAAUUUAGCUGGUAUAAUAUUGGGGCAUAUUAUCGCAUGUCAUUAAUCCUGGCAGCUUUGUUUUCAAAAGAAAUAAAGUUACUCUGUUGCAAAAAAAACCCCUGUACAAAUCUCAUACGAAUGAAGUGGUUUUAUUUCUCUCUAUAAUGUAUCAGUUUCAUUUCAUAACAUUAAAACACUAAAGAAUGUCCUCUGCAGUAUAUUACUGUACCGAGAAUCUUUGUUUCUGAAGCAAACACCAAACUUGAUACUCUUAAUUGAUUUGAGAACCAGUUUCCUCCCAUCCCCACAUGCUGUUUAACUGUAUGCUUUGCUGUUAAUGCAGAUUUUUUUUUUGGUAAAGUACAUCUUAGUGUAGAGUUUAGGGAAGAUUUUGACAUAUGUACUAGAUCUAAUGUUGUUUUGGGAUUUUUUUUUUUUAAUUUUGUUUUUAAAAUUACACUUCUCAUUCAAAACCCUGCAAAACUCAGAUUUUUAGGAAUUUUUUUGUCCUCUUUUAUAUGUGUAUGUAACAAAAGCAUGGGUUAGCUUAAACUGUGCAGUUUUGUUUCUGUGUGCUGUAGCUUUUGAUCAGAAUGUUUAGCGAGAAAACCCUUCUGAAUUAAUUCCUCUCCUGAAUCAUUUUCCCCUCUUUCUCUUGUAGCUGCAUAGUUGGGUUUGAUUUUCUGUGCCUUCUGUUUUAAAUUAUUUCAAGAUUAUUUUUCUUUCCAGAUAUUGCUAUCUAAUUGUAUGGUAUUAAUGAAGGAUGAGUGAAAAUAAAAGUUCAUUCUGCUCAUUGUAA